AUGGGGAUUCGAUUUUGUACUGAGGGCCAUUUAUUUAUAAUUGUAAUUGAAGAUGUCGAAGAAACAACCGAAUGGAGCAUAAAGAGGAAGAAGAAACUCAAGAAAGAAUUAAAAAAGGAAACAAAGGCAGCCACAAGGAUCGAGGCGUGGUGGCGGGGCACCCGGCGCAGGACACUGCUGCACGCGGCGCUCGGCACCUGCGUCGUCCAAUGCUGGUGGCGGCUGACGCUGCAGGCCCCGCUGUAGGCGUGGCGGGAGGCAGCCCUCAUCACCUACACCUGCAGAGAGAGGGCAGUGGUCAAACUGCAGUCUCUAGUCCGCAUGUGCUGUGUCCACUGGCGAUACUGCCAGGUGCUCGAUGCCGUCUAUGUCAUCCAGUGCCACUGGCGACACAACUGCCAGACCUGUGCUGUCCUCCAGGGCCACUGUGUGGUCACAGCCAUGCACCUGCAGUUCCACAUCGAGAUCCUGAACCACUGA
Messenger RNA from Manis pentadactyla (Chinese pangolin), 480 nucleotides. Its product is annotated as IQ domain-containing protein F2-like. The record is from RefSeq and is a predicted model, not a curated record. NCBI's taxonomy places the organism in Eukaryota, Metazoa, Chordata, Mammalia, Pholidota, Manidae. Gene Ontology annotation, molecular function: calmodulin binding.